CCUAUCCUGUUUGAUCGCCACGUCAACUUGCAGACUUUUUUGCACACAGUAAGCAAUAAAGGAAUCUGCUUAUAAUACAGGAGACGGGCAUCUUCAUUUAAUCACCUUUUUACAAAACCUUUUCAACCAACUCGCUAAACCCGACCGGGAAAUAAGACAAGAUGGUGCUCUUCACCGUCGACGAAAUUCGUGGUCUUAUGGACAAGCGCUUUAACAUUCGUAACAUGAGUGUUAUUGCUCACGUCGAUCACGGUAAAUCCACAUUGACAGAUUCAUUGGUCUCAAAAGCCGGUAUUAUCGCCUCCGCCAAGGCUGGUGAUAUGCGUUACACAGAUACCCGUGAUGACGAAAAAGAACGUGGUAUUACUAUCAAGUCUACCGCUAUCUCCAUGUACUUCCCUAUGGACAAGAACCAAUUGGAAGCAGUCAAGCAACAAAAAGAUGGUAACGAAUUCUUGAUCAACUUGAUCGAUUCUCCAGGUCACGUUGAUUUCUCUUCUGAAGUCACUGCCGCUUUGCGUGUCACAGAUGGUGCUUUGGUCGUCGUCGACUGUAUCGAAGGUGUCUGUGUGCAAACCGAAACCGUCUUGCGUCAAGCUUUGGGUGAACGUAUUAAGCCAGUUGUCUGCUUGAACAAGGUCGACCGUGCUCUUUUGGAAUUGCAAGUCGGAAAGGAAGAUUUGUACCAAUCUUUCUCCCGUACAAUCGAAUCAGUCAACGUGGUUAUCUCCAUGUACAACGACCCUGUCUUGGGUGACUCCCAAGUUUACCCAGAAAAGGGUACCGUCGCUUUCGCUUCCGGUUUGCACGGUUGGGCUUUCACCUUGCGUCAAUUCUCUGCUCGUUACGCAAAGAAGUUCGGUACUGACCCAGACAAGUUGAUCAACAAAUUGUGGGGUGACAACUACUUCAACCCAAAGACCAAGAAAUGGACCACAAAGGACAAGGAUGCCGAUGGAAACCAAUUGGAACGUGCUUUCAACAUGUUCGUUUUGGACCCCAUCUUCAAGAUCUUUGACUCUAUCAUGAACUUCAAGAAAGAAGACACCGCCAAGAUCCUAGAGAAGCUCGAAAUCCCAAUCACCCAAGAUGAACGUGAUUUGGAAGGUAAGGCAUUGCUCAAGGUUGUUAUGCGUAAAUUCUUGCCAGCCGGUGAUGCAUUGUUGGAAAUGAUUGUCAUUCACUUGCCAUCCCCAGUCACUGCACAAAAGUACCGUGUCGAGACAUUGUACGAAGGACCAAUGGACGAUGAAUCCGCUAUUGGUAUCCGUGACUGUGACCCUAACGGACCAUUGAUGUUGUACGUUUCCAAGAUGGUGCCAACAUCCGAUAAGGGUCGUUUCUACGCUUUCGGACGUAUCUUCUCAGGUACCGUUCGCUCAGGACCCAAGAUCCGUAUCCAAGGUCCUAACUACACACCCGGUAAGAAGGAAGACUUGUUCGUCAAGUCUAUUCAACGUACCGUUCUCAUGAUGGGUCGUUACGUCGAACCAAUUGAAGAUUGCCCAGCUGGUAACAUUUUGGGUUUGGUCGGUGUUGAUCAAUUCUUGCUCAAGAACGGUACCUUGACCUCAUCAGAGACUGCACACAACAUGAAGGUGAUGAAAUUCUCCGUCUCCCCUGUCGUGCAAGUCGCCGUUGAAGUAAAGAACGCCAACGAUUUGCCCAAAUUGGUCGAAGGUUUGAAACGUUUGUCCAAAUCCGACCCAAUGGUGCAAGCAUGGAUCCACGAAACUGGUGAACACAUUGUUGCCGGUGCCGGUGAAUUGCACUUGGAAAUUUGCUUGAAGGAUUUGGAAGAAGAUCACGCUCAAGUUCCCCUCAAGAUUUCCGACCCAGUCGUCGGUUACCGUGAAACCGUUCAAGCUGAAUCUUCCAUGACCGCUUUGUCCAAAUCACAGAACAAGCACAACCGUCUUUACCUCACAGCCGCUCCCCUUGACGAAGAAUUGUCCAAGGCUAUCGAAGGUGGUAAGGUUAACCCUCGUGACGAUUUCAAGAUCCGUGCACGUUUGUUGGCUGACGAAUAUGGUUGGGAUGUUACCGAUGCUCGUAAGAUUUGGUGUUUCGGACCUGAAACCACAGGUGCUAACUUGUUGGUUGAUACCACAAAGGGUGUGCAAUACUUGAACGAAAUCAAGGAUUCAUGUGUUGCUGCCUUCCAAUGGGCAACCAAGGACGGACCAUGCUGUGAAGAGCCAAUGCGUGGUGUCAGAUUCAACAUUAUGGACGUUACAUUGCACACUGAUGCUAUUCACCGUGGUGGUGGUCAAAUUAUCCCAACAUGUCGUCGUGUGUGCUACGCAGCCGUCUUGUUGGCAACUCCUGGUUUGCAAGAGCCUGUUUACAACGUCGAAAUUCAAUGCCCUGAAUCUGGUUUGGGUGGUAUCUACUCCACACUCAACAAGAGAAGAGGAAACGUUUACAGUGAAGAACAACGUCCAGGUACACCAAUGUACACCGUUAAGGCAUACUUGCCAGUCGCUGAAUCUUUCGGUUUCAACGCCGAUUUGCGUCAAGCAACUGGUGGUCAAGCAUUCCCUCAAUCAGUCUUUGACCAUUGGGCUUUGAUGAACGGUGAUGCAACUGACAAGACCAGCAAAUUGGCUGAUUUGGUUAAGAGCAUUCGUGUCCGUAAGGGAUUGAAGGACGAAAUGCCCGCAUACGAUUACUACUAUGACAAACUCUGAUUUAUACUGUUCAUUCACCACUGCACGAUGUAUGUUAUAUGUUACAUCUGUUUCAAAAAUAUUCAUGGCUUCACUCUUUGAUGAUGUUUGCGGAGAUUUUAGUGACAUAAAAUUUCAGAAGAUGUGUAUGAAUGAAAUAAGAGAUGAUUGGUAAAGGUAGAAAGAGAUUGUGCAUUACAGUAAGAGAAGAAGAGCUGUUCCUUCCUGUAAGUCUUUCGAGCAGUCCUGUGUACCGGCGCUGGAAAAGAUAUGUUUACCAGUUUCGUUAAAUGCAAGCUUGCACUACGGUCAGACUUG
Molecule: messenger RNA, 2987 nt
Organism: Meira miltonrushii
Lineage: Eukaryota; Fungi; Basidiomycota; Exobasidiomycetes; Exobasidiales; Brachybasidiaceae
Product: P-loop containing nucleoside triphosphate hydrolase protein
Exons: 1
Coding region: 225-2690 (821 amino acids)
Biological process (GO): translational elongation
Cellular component (GO): cytosol; ribonucleoprotein complex
Molecular function (GO): GTP binding; ribosome binding; GTPase activity
Source: RefSeq, a predicted model, not a curated record